UCCUGGGUCCUUGGCACCCAUCAGUUCCCCUGGUCAACCCCAGGAAAGGAAAAGGCUAUAAAAUGCUGUUAUCCAAGGUAUUUAACCCUCAGCCAAUUGAAUGGCAUUUCCUUUUGAACACUCCCACCUGGCCGGCAGGUGCAUAAAAAGAAAAGGGAUGGUCCCAGUUGCACAACAGCCACAGCCUGCUGCAGAGCUAAGACUUUCUUUUCUUUUUCUCUGGUAUUUUCCUAGUCCAUCUUUUUUUUGGGAUCUGCCAAUCAUGCUUUUCUGGCACAGCCAACCUGAUCAUUACUGGCCAAGCCCGGGGGAAGUGUAUCCUUGCUCUGGAAGCAACAUUAUAAGGGAAUCCCUGACAUUGCCAUUCCUGAAACAGGAAGAACCAAACAGCAUCUCCACGUCCGCCGAACAGCACUGCCCUUCUUUCCAGUAUGUUCUGUGUGCCGUUACCUCUCCAGCUGUCAAGCAGCAUGAGGAGACCCUUACCUAUCUCAACCAAGGGCAAUCUUAUGAGAUCCGGAUGCUGUGCAAUCCCAAGAUGGGAGAGUUUGCAGAGGGGCGCAAGUUACUGAAGAGUGUUGUCAGGGUGGUAUUCCAUGACCGGCGACUACAGUAUACUGAACACCAGCAGCUGGAGGGAUGGAGGUGGAACAGGCCAGGUGACCGCAUCCUGGAUAUUGAUAUCCCCAUGUCCGUCGGCAUCCUUGAACCUCAUAUCCACCCGAACUUGCUCAACACCGUGGAAUUCCUGUGGGACCCGACAAAGCGGACUUCUGUCUUUGUCCAGGUCCACUGCAUCAGUACUGAAUUCACAUUACGCAAGAACGGUGGGGAGAAAGGUGUUCCCUUCCGAAUCCAGGUGGACACCUUCCGGUCCAAUGAGAAGGAGGAACAUGUGGAGCACUUGCACUCGGCCAGCUGCCUCAUCAAGGUCUUCAAGCCCAAAGGAGCAGACCGGAAGCAAAAAACAGACCGGGAGAAGAUUGAGAAGCAGUCCCUUCAGGAGCGUGAGAAAUACCAGCCCUCGUACGAAAGCACCAUGCUGACAGAGUGUGCCCCAUGGCCAGAAGUUGCCGGCAACCUUCACAGUCCUCCGACCACCCCUGGACUUGUCUCUCCCCAUCCCUUCAAGCUUCAGACCCCUGAAAGGAUGUGCUCCUCACCUGGCUACACCCUGGAUAGCUCAUCAGAGAGCACGGCAGAGGCCCUGAGCCCCAGCGCUUCCAUCUUGGAAACCCAACAAUGGUUGCACAAAAACAGGUUCCCCAAUUACUCCCGGAUUUUCGCCAGCUAUACAGGAGCUGACUUGCUCAGGCUCUCACGCACGGACCUUGUGCAGAUCUGUGGAACAGCAGAUGGAAUCAGACUCUCAAAUGCGCUAAAGGCCAGGUGUGUGCGCCCUCGGCUCAUCCUUUAUGUGUCCAGGGAGGUGGAAACUAGCGGGAAUGUCUCUCCAAAUGAAGUGUCUGCCCUGUACCAGGAAUUGUAUCUGGAAGAGCUGACCGCCAGCGAGCUGACCAAUAAACUGGCAGAACUGCUCAGCCUCCCGGCCAACCAGAUUCAGCAGGUUUCUAGGCAGGGGCCGACAGGAAUUCACAUCCUUGUCAACGAUCAGAUGGUCAGAAAUCUUCCAGACGAAUCAUCCUUUGUAGCAGCUGUAACAAAAGUGCAGAACACAGAAGGUUAUCACUUAGUUCUAAAAUAGACCUGGACCUUCUAGAAGAUGACACGACGCUGGCCUCCAAGAAGAUGAGGAGCAAAGGGAUGCAGAAGCAAGCAUAAUAAUAAUAAUAUAUAGAGAGAGAGUUAUUAAAAACCACAAGUUCACUGUAUCUCAUUGAACGCAAGAUUUCGCAAGGCUGAACUCUUCAAGAUCUGGAGCCGAAGGACCAAACUGGCUUUUGUUUGUAGCAACAGAGGUCUGCAUCGAAACUGAACACAGAAACAGCUUUCCAUCUUGCAUCUGAAACUUGCAAUAAGAGGGUGGGAAGCAAGUUGAUGAGCAAGCAGGAUGAGCAAACAUGCUUUAUCUUGAUAAAGGAGGCAGCAGAGAUGUCAGUUAUACGUGAGAUAGUAUCCAAGGAAGAUAUAUUUGUGUAUAGGCUAUAUAGGAUAAAAUUAAAAGGUUUUUUAAAAAAACAAAAAAACCCCAAAAACCAAACCUCACAGGCUUUUGCUACAGUACUGAAGUUCCAGCACGGUGUCAAUAAUUGGUUAGCAGAGCUGUUGCAAAAGACAUAUGGCUGUUUUUUGGAAUAUGUUGUCCCUACAUAACCAUUUUCAGAAUGGCUGACCUGCAUCUGACACGAGGCCUUGGGAGCAACAGCUUCCUGACAACACCCACUGCACAGAUGGGCGCCAGGGAUCUAGCUGGGAGUGCAAGAGGUCUCCUAGCUAUCUAAAUGCUUACACUGCUAUCCUUUAUGUGGUAUAAUUAAUCAGUUCUCAGGCGGAAGCACAUCUUUAAUCUUCAAGCAGUACCACAAGGCAGAGAUUACCAGUGUAGCUUGCUCAGAACUUCUCCAGCUCCUGCUCUCAGCCCAACUUACCACAGGGUACAAUCUACUGAAUAGCUUGCCCCCUGCAAGCAGAGGCCAAUUGUAUGUGCGAAGGAGACACCACCACCCCUUCCCCAAAGUGCUUGACAACAGUUUUAGUGUGCAUGCAUGUUAAACUGGUUCGCUGAGUUUCUGUUGGGCAGGACAAUCUGUAGUUAGAAUGUCAAGCUGGAGAGAUGUAUCAUCACCACAACUGGAGAAGAGGGGUGGGACAGCUUCACACUUGGCAGAAUGAGAAUCUGUUAAUGGUGCAUUUCUUAAAACACCAAAUGCUUAACCUCCAGUAUGUAUUCUAACUUUCAGGAUAUAGCGAGGUCACUUUAAUAGCCAGGCUUGUUUGUCUGGUGCUAUCCAAUUACAGGAGUCUGGAUGUCAAUUUCUGUGUGUCAGUUUUAUUAAAGAGAAAAGCCAAUCAAACAUUGAAAAGAGGUGGUUCAUAAAAAUCUAAUGGAAGCUUUAAGCUGCAAUUCUACAUACUUACCUGGAAGAAAGCCCCACUGAAUUCAAUGGGGCUCACUCACAAAGUUGCAUAGGAUUGUCCCAAUGGUUACGAACUCCAAUGUUGCACUUGAUCUGUAGACCAGAAACACAAACUAUUCCAAACCACUAGCUUUCAAAUGUCUUUUCCCAAGAAAGGUAUAUGCCUUUAUACUGCUUAAAGCAUUUUUUUUCAUGUAUUAGUAUUAACUGCAAUCUAAAAAAAAAUAUCUAUUUGUAUUUUGAUGUAUUUGUAUUUGUCUAUGCCUUUUUAUAUUAAAA
Molecule: messenger RNA, 3317 nt
Organism: Podarcis muralis (Common wall lizard)
Lineage: Eukaryota; Metazoa; Chordata; Lepidosauria; Squamata; Lacertidae
Product: transcription factor CP2-like protein 1
Biological process (GO): regulation of transcription by RNA polymerase II
Cellular component (GO): nucleus
Molecular function (GO): RNA polymerase II cis-regulatory region sequence-specific DNA binding; DNA-binding transcription activator activity, RNA polymerase II-specific
Source: RefSeq, a predicted model, not a curated record